This is a messenger RNA of Vicia faba (fava bean), 390 nucleotides long. The record is from the annotation of a GenBank genome assembly. NCBI's taxonomy places the organism in Eukaryota, Viridiplantae, Streptophyta, Magnoliopsida, Fabales, Fabaceae.
AUGUCAUUUUCAACCUCACAAACCCAAAACCCAAAACUCCUCAAAGACCCAAUUUCCAACCGCUGGGUAAUAUUCUCACCAGCAAGAUCAAAACAACCCUCCGACUUCAAAUCCAAAUCAUCACCAAACCCUAAUUCCAACACCACAUGCCCUUUCUGCGUCAGAAACGAACACCAAUGUGCACCCGAAAUCUUCAGGGUCCCACCCGAUGACCCAAACUGGAAGAUUCGGGUCAUUCAAAAUCUUUACACGACUCUCUCAUGCGAUCUCGUGGACCCGGUUGAUGUGUCUUCCGGUUCGAUUUUGGAUGGGUUUGGGUUUCAUGAUGUUGCUAUUGAAACUCUGGUUCAUUCGGUUCAACUUUGUGAUUUGUCCAUGGAGGACAUUUGA